AUGGCGGAAAGCAUGCCAUUCGCCAAACCGCCGGAACCGCUGGAAAUUUUGAUGGGAAAUCCUGCUCACUCGUGGGGAAAAUGGAAACAAAAAUUCGAAAUUUACCUCAAGGCAAUUGGAGCUUCAAAGAAACCCGAUGAAAUGAAAGUGGGGCUGCUAUUAAACCACAUCGGCGAGACGUGUUUGGAAAUUUACUCGAAUUUCACCUACUCACCUGAGCGUGACAACCCCGCGGGUGGAGAAGAGAAACUUCCAGCCGAAGACUCCGACAACUACGCGACCGUUGUGGCAAAGUUUGAUGAAUACUUUCAAAAACGGGACCCUCAACUCAUGCUGAGAGAGAAAUUUUGGCUUCACCUUAAACGAGAACCCACGCAGACCUUUGAUUCGUGGGUCGUGACUGUCAAGGAAAGAGCCGCCGAGUGCAAGUUUCCAGCCGAUUUCUAUGAGCAAGCAGUUAGAGACAAACUUACCUUUUCCUGCAAGGAAGACAAUUACAAGCUAAAACUCUAUGACGAGGGAGCAGCCCUUUCACUCGAAAAGGCAGUGAAGAUCCUGUCCUUGAAGGAAGCAACAAAACGCGAGUUACAAGAAUCAAAAACCGCAGAGAUUGAGAGUGUCACACCGCGAGGGAACAGGCCAGACCCUCAUGCUGGUCAAGAUACAGAGCAAAGGAACCAGCGAGACUCCAAGAGGAAGGCUUCCAAACAAGUGGCCGGAACUAGUGUACCUCCAAAAACGGUCAACGAAGUUCUCGAAACUGAGGAUGACUUUAGCCUCACAUUUGUGGGAGGGGUUACUACACCCACUUGUUCAAAUACUUCCAAGGCAGAACCAGCAGCAAACUCUCAAAUCAGUAGGUCCGACCCUGGAUGGCAUGUCAAACUCAAGAUUCAAGAUCAAGACACGCUGACAUGGUGCAUCGACACAGGAGCACAAGUGUCUGUGAUGCCUGAGCACAUCUACAAGUCCUCAUAUGGGACACUUUCAAAAUCUGACAGAGAACUUGUCGGAGCAGGGGAUGUUCCUUUAAAGACCCUUGGAUGUGCAGUCAUGAACCUCAAACAAGACGAAACAGUCAUUAAAGAACGAGUGUACGUAGUCAGUGGGGCAUCCAAGUUGCUUCUUGGGAUACCCGCUAUCCGAAGUCUUGGUCUUAUCCAUGACAUCCCAGGGACAUACAGUGUUAAAGCGGUCCAUCAAACGCCUGAUAGCCAUCCACUCCAAUCAGCGACUAAGGGGGACAUUGUCAAGCAGUACCCGACACUCUUUCAAGGCCUUGGCAAAUUGGAGGGUGAGCAUACAAUUCAUUUGAAGGAAGGGGCCACACCCUUUUGUCUGACCACUCCCAGGCGAGUACCACUGCCACUUAUGAAGCAAGUGCAGGAGGAGAUCAAACGUAUGGAACAACUGGACGUUAUUGAACCAGUAGACGAGCCGACAGAAUGGUGUUCACCGAUUGUGGUAGUGCCAAAGGUCGAUGGAAGGGUGCGGAUAUGUGUUGAUCUCACAAGGCUUAACCAAGCAGUCCGCCGAGAAGUCUAUCAAAUGCCAACAGUUGAAGAGACACUGGGAAGCCUUACAGAGGGAUCAGCAUUCUCCAAACUUGAUGCCAACUCAGGGUUUCAUCAGAUAGUCCUAAACCCAGAAAGUGCCAAGCUAACUACCUUUAUUACGCCCUUCGGCCGUUACAUGUUUAAGCGUCUUCCCUUCGGCAUAUCCUCAGCCCCAGAAUAUUUCCAAAAGAGGAUGGACAAAGAACUCUCUGGAAUAGAGAGGGUCAAGUGCCGCAUGGAUGAUAUUCUAAUCAUCGGGAGAGACCAAGCGGAACAUGACAAACGACUUAAGCAAGUCCUUGACAGGCUAGUCGAGAGGAAACUAACACUCAACCUUGAGAAGUGUUUAUUUUCUCAGUCCAGGUUGCAAUACUUGGGCCAAAUCAUCGACAGUGAUGGAAUCAGGAAAGAUCCUUCCAAGGUCAUAGCUAUCACCGACAUGGCAGAACCUCAGAACAUUGCAGACCUGAGACGUUUCUUAGGUUUGGUCAACCACCUUAUGAAGUUUUGCCCAAAUCUGGCUGAGAAGACGAAACCCUUAAGAGACUUGCUUAAGAAGGAGAGAGCGUGGGUGUGGGACACAGCCCAACAAGAAGCCUUUCAACAGCUGAAAGCAGACAUGGCAUCCGACCAAGUUCUUGCACUGUACGAUCCAGAGAAGGAGACCAUGGUCUCAUCUGAUGCCAGCAGUUUUGGACUUGGUGCAGUCCUUAUGCAGAAACAGCCGUCCGGUGAGAUGAGGCCAGUGGCCUAUGCUAGCAGAUCAAUGACCGAGACAGAGCGUCGUUAUGCCCAGAUCGAAAAAGAGGCCUUGGCUAUCACAUGGGCACUUGAACACUGGGCUGAAUUCUUGAUCGGAAUGAGAUUUAAAGUGGAAACAGAUCACAAGCCAUUGAUUCCAUUGUUUUCCACAAAGCUGAUUGACGAGCUACCAGUGCGCAUACAACGCUUCAGGAUGAGACUCAUGAGAUUUGACUUUGCCAUCGCACAUGUUCCGGGCAAACUCUUGUACACAGCUGAUUCAUUGUCUCGAUCACCCCAGGAGGGUAAAGCCCAGGAGCCUAAGUCAUGGAACGACCUACAUGACGAAGUCGAGUGCUAUGUGAAUGCUGUAUUGGUAACCCUACCUGCCUCGGACCAGCGGUUAGAUGAGAUACGUUCUGAGUUGAAGAAUGAUGACACACUUAAAACUGUGAUGCAGUAUGUACAGAAUGGAUGGCCUGAAGAGAAACGAAGAGUCCAUGGGCCAAUAGCUAAAUACUGGAGUGAACGUGGCAACAUCUCCCUCCACGACGGUCUGCUUCUGAGAGAUCGACGAAUCAUUAUACCUCCAAGGCUAAGAGCAGAUGUAUUAAGGCGUCUUCAUGAUGGUCAUCAAGGGAUUACCAAAACACGUGCGAAUGCGGCCUCCUCAGUGUGGUGGCCUGGAAUCUCCCAAGACAUUACAAGAGUUGUGCAGAACUGUGCCAUGUGUGAGAAAUAUCGCAGAGAACGCAUUGAGCCAAUGAAAGGUACUGAGUUUCCAGAACGACCGUGGAGCAGAGUUGGCGUAGACUUCUUUCAGCACAAGGAUAAACAUUACCUCCUAGCCGUAGAUUACUUUUCAAGAGACAUAGAGAUAAGUCAAGUGUCCAAGAAUGUAAACUCUGCCCAGACUAUCCUGCAACUUAAGAAGAUCUGCAGUCGACAUGGGAUUCCAGACAUCUUAUUUAGCGACAACGCCCCGCAGUUUGAUUCACGCGAGUUCACUACCUUUUCCACAGACUGGCAGUUUCAGCACAUAACCUCAUCUCCAAGAUACCCCCAGUCCAACGGAGAAGUGGAAAGGGCGGUCCAAACUAUGAAGACAGUCUUGAAUAAGAGUAGUGACGAAUACUUGGCUCUCCUGAACUACAGAGAUACUCCAUUGCAUCACGGUUACUCUCCAGCACAAUUAAGCAUGGGUCGGAAACUUCGUACUAGAGUCCCCUGUCACCCAGAUGAGCUGAAGCCAGAGACCCCAGACUAUGAUCACAUCAGAAGAAAAGAGAAGGAGUACCGAGCUAAGAUGAAAUUCGAUUAUGACCAUAGACACAAAGUAGUAGAGGGAGAGGAACUCUCACCCGGCGACCGUGUUUGGAUUCCUGAUCUGAAAGCAGAAGGGACAGUAAUUAAGCAACACGAGUCUCCAAGAUCACUAGUCAUUCAGACCCGAAAUGGCCAAGUGAGAAGGAAUCGGCGGAUGACACGAAGAGUUUUUGAGGGAAAUCCUCCGGUCUCACCCCAGAAUGAAGGCAAUGAGAGCCGCGAGCCAAUACCAAGAAGAGAGAUGAACCCAGAUGUACCCUCAGCUCCUGGAGCCAGCCAAGAAGACUAUGAAGAACUAUCUGUCCCUGAGGACCAACCAGCAGUAGACAAGCCCUUGCAGCCUGAACCGAUGCUGACACGCCUUAGACCUAGAGGAGCUCUUAGAAGACCAGACAGACUUAUUGAACAAUGCUAA
Messenger RNA from Pocillopora verrucosa, 4038 nucleotides. The record is from RefSeq and is a predicted model, not a curated record. NCBI's taxonomy places the organism in Eukaryota, Metazoa, Cnidaria, Anthozoa, Scleractinia, Pocilloporidae.